GUGUAUGAUGUUUUGUUCAUUCAGUAAAGCCCUACUCUUACAUUCUUCAUCAGAUUUGGUGAAAGAAAUCAAUACACUCGAGGUUAAAAUAAUACAUUUGGAACGGUAUCUUCUUUCUAUGUAUCGUACUUCUUUCCAGAAAACUAUCCCGAGUAAUCUGGGACACCGUGGAAGCCACAUACAACAAAUGACUGGAAUACAACCAUUGCUAACAUCUGACCUAUCAUCCCGGAGAACAAUGUCAGAAGUGUCCAAAGGCUAUUGUGAACAUCAACGAUGUUCGUCCCCAACAAGUGCUUUAACUGGCCCAAAUGAUACGGUUCCAUUCACUACUCCAAAGUCAUCAUUUGCAAGGGAAAGGAAGAGUGCUUAUUAUAGACGGCGUAGCCUUGUAGACCAUCUUGGAAUAUUUUGUGUUGGUGAUGCCUGCAUUUUCCCGGAUAAGCUAUCUGAAGACAUUUUAAGAUGUAUAUCUGACAUUUACUGCAAAGUGGGCAACUCUGCACGAAGCCAUAAAGGCUAUUCAGUUAUCAUCGAAUUCAUCAUUCUGCUCCUCGGGCACAUUUUCUCCCAGAAACUUAUCUGGCAGUUGGAGUCCUCAAUGUCAUGA
Molecule: messenger RNA, 610 nt
Organism: Salvia splendens (bonfire salvia)
Lineage: Eukaryota; Viridiplantae; Streptophyta; Magnoliopsida; Lamiales; Lamiaceae
Exons: 3
Coding region: 5-610 (201 amino acids)
Source: RefSeq, a predicted model, not a curated record